Peronospora belbahrii is the source of this 1428-nucleotide messenger RNA. The record is from the annotation of a GenBank genome assembly. Lineage: Eukaryota; Oomycota; Peronosporomycetes; Peronosporales; Peronosporaceae.
AUGAAGAGCGAUUUGAUUGGUGGUGCUAUUGCUGUUGUAGCUGCAUUUCUCUCGAUCUUUGGUGUAAAUUUACAAAAAUAUUCGCAUGAUAAAGAAGCAGGACGUGCAAUCCCACGUUCGUAUACAAAACGACCCAUUUGGUGGAUUGGAAUGGUUUGUGUCGUUGCUGCUUCCUUGGGUGAUUUCUUAGCAUUAGGGUUUGCCCCCCAGACACUUGUUGCAUCUUUAGGUGGUGGUUCAACAAUUUUGGGCAAUUGUCUCAUGUCUCAUUUCUGGUUAAAACAAAGUCUCUAUGUGACCGAUCUGAUUGGUGUAACCUUUGUAUCCUUAGGUGUUGUUGUUCUUGCUGCGGCUAGUGAAGAAGAUGAAGGUCAUUAUCAGAUGGAUCAGAUUUAUGAACUAAUGGAAGCUGCACCAUUUAUUUUGUAUGCAUUAAUUACGACCGGUUUUAUUAUGACUUUAUAUAUGCGUGCAAGACGUUCAAAGGCACCAGCCUUACGUGUUGCACAUACGGAGAAAGAAGAUGGACGUGUGGAUGAUGUACAAGAGAAGAAAAGACAAUUGGCCGAGAAGAAGAAACAGACUCAGAGACAGGAUUUGAAUCAGACGCAGGAUACGAAUCCGACACAGGAUCCAAAGCAAGUGGCGACGAUGGAAGAAACUCAAAAGAAUCGUGGUGUUAUGAUGUCGCCCUUCCCUUCCCCUAUUUUUCGAGAUCAUUUAUCACUUCCAUCGAUUGGUAAACGAUUAACAGGAGAAGAAGAGGAAGAAUUGGAAGAAAUUGAAUUAUCGAGUUUUAAAAUUGGCAAGUACGAGGAGAGUGAGAUUGAAAAGAUGACACUUAUUAUUGAUCCGAAAUUACCUCUUUAUUGGGCCGCUAUUUCAGGAACAAUUGGUGGUCAAUCUGUAUUACUUGCCAAGUGUGUCGUAGAAUUGAUUUCAUCAACGGUGUCAGGAGAUAAUCAAUUUUCAUACUUUGGCACGUAUUUACUCUGUGCUGCCAUGGCGACGGCAUUAUUGACACAGACACACACUUUAAAUUUAGCUACCAUGACUGGCGAUACCAUGUCGUCAUAUCCUGUAUUUCAAGGAUUUUGGAUUUCCAUGAGCAACAUUAGCGGUGUGGUGUUUUUCCAACAGGCACAUAAUUUUACGAAAACGCAGGGCAUUAUGUUUCCGUUUGCUAUUUUGCUUGUAGCUGUGGGUAUUUACUUGGUCUCGAAGCACCAGAAAUUCGGUAAUUUUGUCAAGUACUCGAUUGCAAUGCCCAUUAGUCUCAGCAGUCCCCGUCAACAUGAUAUUGUGGCCCAGUCGUUUGUUUUUCGCGUGUCAACACCACAGAAGCUGCACGAAGAAGAGUACGCUAGCAGUACCGAGAGCAGUAGCCCGGAUGAACACUCUGGACGAGCAUUGGAAGAAGUAGUAUAG